AUGGUGCGGCUCGGCCUGCGCUGGAUGGAGAACCGGAGCCCACCCACACAAAAGGCGCAACAGCUUCCAGCGCAAGCAAGCUACCGCGGUCCCUCACGCAAGGCCAGAGCGGCCUUCACAACCCUCCACUUCCUCUCCGAGAUUGUCUACCGCGCGUCCAUCCUCGCCACGGAAACGGCUUCUCGCGUCGCCUCAAGAUCUCCCCUCAUCCCCCGUGCUGCGCAUGCGCGACCUGCUGCGAACGGCAGUCCCGGCAAACUAUACAACCCCAACUCGGAUCCCAUCCGCCGCCCCGUCAUCUCCGCCGAGCCAGACGCAAUGUCGGACGCCGCUUCCUCCUCCUAUUCCCCGCGCGCGGUGCCCUCGAGAGCCCAGCAACCCGCGCAGACUUCGAGAGGCGCUCCCGACUCUCAUCGACAACUCUUUGACCCGCGCAAGCACGACGCGGUGCUCUUCUCGUCUCAGAACCGACAUCAUGCCCCGAGCGCGCCUCUCACCAACUUUCCCAACGCUGGACGUCCCACGCCCACGCCCAAGUCCUCCGGCGGCUGGGUUUCCGCCUCUACGGUGGUCUCAUCGAGGAGAGGAACUUCGCGCAGUACCGCAGCGCCUUCCUGGAAGCAUUAG
Molecule: messenger RNA, 627 nt
Organism: Dichomitus squalens LYAD-421 SS1
Lineage: Eukaryota; Fungi; Basidiomycota; Agaricomycetes; Polyporales; Polyporaceae
Exons: 4
Coding region: 1-627 (208 amino acids)
Source: RefSeq, a predicted model, not a curated record